Molecule: messenger RNA, 1580 nt
Organism: Striga asiatica
Lineage: Eukaryota; Viridiplantae; Streptophyta; Magnoliopsida; Lamiales; Orobanchaceae
Source: the annotation of a GenBank genome assembly
CUUGACGAGCCACCGGCCGGCCGUUGAUAUCCCUACGAAAUAUAGGAAUUGGCAUGGCUGCUGCUGGUUGCAUAAGUUUAUUAUUCUAUGCAGCUCCCGCUUUCCCAACUGCGCUGAAGACCAGCAACAUUUCUUAUAGUCGUCCACCACCGUGUCAAUUGUAUCGUCAUGCUUUCUCCGGUGGCAAUAUCCUCACUCCUACAACUGGUUGUCAGUAUGCGGAUGACGAUGUCCAUUCACUUUUGCAGAUUCUGCCACAUGAUGUGCGGGACAACAUUUUGGGUGACUCAAAAAGAGAUCAACUUGUAGAGGUGAUAAUGGAUUUGGGUCGGCUGCCACAAGCAUGUUAUUUUGGUGAUUCUGGCAGGCGGUACCUCAGAGAGACAGAGGUAUCAAUAGAAGAGCUAGAAUACGCUGAAGGUGCACUUGGACAACUGGGAGGUGACACUAGAGCCGGUAUUGCAGGCACUUUGCAUCGGAUAUCCAUUAUUAGGAAUAAAAACAGAAAAGUUAUUGGUUUGACUUGCCGAGUGGGAAGGCCAAUUAGAGAGGAAUUUGACAUGAUUGGGGAUUUGCUCGAGUAUGGUAAAAGCAUCUUGCCUGGUGUUGGGAAAACUACAGUUAUGCGUGGGAUAUCCCGUGUGUUGUCAGAUGAGCUUCAUAAGAGAGUGAUUAUUGUUGAUACAAGCAACGAAAUUGGUGGAGAUGGAGAUAUUCCACAUCCAUCAAUAGGAAAAGCACGGAGGUUACAGGUUCCAGAUCCAUGCAUGCAACACGAAGUCAUGAUUGAGGCAGUAGAAAAUCACAUGCCUGAGGUGAUCAUUGUAGAUGAGAUUGGCACAGAAGCUGAAGUUCACGCUUGUCGUACUAUUGCGCAGAGAGGGGUCAUGCUUAUUGGUAGUGCUCAUGCCAAGACGCUGGAGAAUAUUCUUAAAAAUCCCAUUCUUUCCCACUUGAUUGGGAGCCUAAAGAGAGUUAUUUUGAGUGAUGAAGAAGCUAGGGCCAGAAAUUGCCAGAAAAGCAUUCUCGAGAGAAGAGCAGCUCCUACAUUUCCUUUUCUGAUUGAAAUGAGGGAAAAGUACUACUGGGUUGCACAUCGAACUGAGAGGAGUGUGGACGACUUGCUUCAUGGGAAAAAGCCACUGGUUGAGGUAAGGCGAAGAGAUGAUCAAUUCAAGGUUGUGAUCGAGAGAUGGAGAAUGGAGGACUGAACAAGCACUCUAACUACUUGAUAGCUGUAUAUGGAGGCAUGAUUGCAUGGAAUUAUUGACUUGGACGGUCGUUGAAAUUUGUUUUGAGAGACGAUUUUGAAUUGCCUCCUACACAUGUAGAGUUUUUAUACCUUUUUUUCGUUUCAUUAUCUAAUAUUGAGGACAGACAUACAUGCAUAUAGAUUGAUGGUACUACAUAUUGUCAAUCCCUUUCGGCACGUUUGAUUUUUAUCAAAAGAGCCUGGAAUGUAUAUAGUAUUUGUUCAGCACACAUGUUUUGAGCUUAAGUAAUGGAAUAUUGAGUUGAAGAAUGGAAAGAAAGCCCCCAGGGCCCCGAGGCACAGGCGGAUGGGUGUUGAUUAAUUGCAG